AUGACUGUGGGAAUCUUUGCAAAUUGUACCUUCUAUUUGAAAGUCAAGGACUUACCUCGUCAACUGAAGAAAAAGCUACAAAAUGACAUUAAGGAGAAUGGUGGAAGUUUUUCCUUUUUAUUAAAUCCUCAGUGCACACAUACAAUCUUAGACAAUGCUGCUGUUCUGACCCAGUAUCAACUGAAGUGUAUCCAAAAGAACCAGAUCCAUAUUAUAAACCCAGAUUUUAUAUGGGACUCUAUCAAAGAAAAGAGACUCUUGGACAUAAUGAAUUAUGAUCCUAAUAAGGCAGUGGACAUCAUACCACCUCCUUGUCAAAAGGCAUGCAGUUCUGUUCUGUUUAGUCUAAAAAAUGUUGAAAUUCCUCAUUUUCCACAAGACUUUGAAGUUGCAAAAUAUAACACCUUGGAAAAAAUUGGGGCCAAGGGAGGUAAGGAGGUGGCCGUGGUAGAACUGCAGAGCUGCCAGGACCCUGAAGACCCUGCCUUUCUCAUAUCCACACACUUCCUCCUGGCCAAUGGCCACAAGACUAGAAAGUUCUCUGUGCAGAAAACCUCUGCAGACGCAAGUGAAUACUAUGAAAAUUACAUUGAAGAGCUGAAGAAACAAGGAUUUCUGUUAAGGGAACAUUUUACACCUGAAGCAACCCAAUUAGCAUCCGAAAAACUUCAGGCAGUAGAGGUAAUAAAUGCAAGCGCUCUGAGCAAAGAAGUGAGCGAUUUGGUGGAGAUGGUUUGGGCAGAAGCUCUGGGCUGCCUGGGGCGUCUGCUUCUCAAGCCUGUGAACAGGAUUAGCCUCAAUGACGUGAGUCACAAUGUGAGCAAGGCAGAGGGAGUUCUACUUCUAGUAAAGGCAGCAUUGAAAAAUGGAGAAACAGAAGAACAAUUGCAAAAAAUGAUGACUGAGUUCUACAGAUUAAUACCUCACAAAGGCACAACAACUGAGGAAGUAGACCUGAGACUGUUAGCUAAGAAAGAGGACCUCUGCCAGCUAAUAAGAGACAUGGUUAAUGUCUGUGAAACUAAUUUGUUCAAACCCAGUCCUCCAUCUCUUGCCAAAUACCGAGCUCUGAGAUGCAAAAUUGAGCAUGUUGAGCAGAACACUGAAGAAUUUUUGAGAGUUAGAAAAGAGGUUUUACAGAAUAAUCACAGCCAAGUUCCAGUGGACAUCUUGCAGAUAUUUAGAGUUGGCAAAGUGAAUGAAGCCACAGAGUUUUUGAGCCAGCUUGGCAAUGUAAAGCCCUUACUUCAUGGAUCUCCUGUACAAAGCUUUAUAGGGAUCCUGUCCCGUGGAUUACUUUUACCCAAAGUAGUUGAAGAUCGUGGCACAAAAAGGACAGAUAUUGGAAAUCUUGGGAGUGGAAUAUAUUUCAGUGAUUCACUCAGUACGAGUGUCAAGUACUCCCACUCAGGAGAGAUUGAUGGCAGUAGGCUCUUGGUUGUCUGUGAUGUAGCCCUCGGGAAGUGCAUGGACUUGAAAAAAAGAGACUUCUCCUUGACAGAAGCACCACCAGGUUAUGACAGUGUCCAUGGUGUGCAAACAACAGCCACUGUCACCACAGACUUCGAGGAUGAUGAAUUUGUUGUAUAUAAAACCAAUCAAAUUAAAAUGAAAUAUAUUAUUAAAUUUUGUAUACCUGGAGAUGAAGUAAAGGACUUUCAUCCUUGUAAUACUACUGAAUUAGAGGAAUACAGACCUGAGUUUUCAAAUUCUUCAAACGUUGAAGAUUAUCAGUUAGCAGACACCAAACCUUUCAGCAACAUCAAGUCUGGCCUUCAGGAUUUCUCUGGCAAUUCAGUUCCUCUUGAGAAUGUUCACAUCAAGGGGAAAAUAAUAGACAUCAUAGCCCAGUAUGUGUAUUCUUUUCUUCUUCAGGUCAUUGUUUUUCAGACAUACACAAAUCAAAGUUCUGUGCCCAUUGAGGCAAGAUAUAUUUUUCCUUUGGAUGAUAAGGCAGCUGUGUGUGGUUUUGAAGCAUUCAUCAAUGGGAAGCACAUAGUAGGAGAGGUGAAAGAGAAGGAAGCAGCCCACCGUGAAUACCGGGAAGCCAUCAGUCAAGGCCAUGGCGCUUACUUGAUGGAUCAGGAUACGCCCGAUGUUUUUACUGUUAGUGUUGGAAAUCUACCCCCUAAGGCUAAGGUCCUUAUUAAAAUUACCUAUAUCACAGAACUUAGCAUCCAAGGCAGCAAGGCUGUCUUCUUCAUGCCUGCCACUGUGGCACCUUGGCAACAGGACAAAGUUUUGAAUGAAAACAUUCAGGAUACAGUAGAGAAGAUUUCUAUAAAGAAAAUAGGAACAAAGCAAAGCUUCUCUUUGAGUAUGUCCAUUGAGAUGCCAUACAUGAUUGAAUCCAUUUCUAGUGAUACACAUGAACUCAGACAAAAGAGGACAGACUGCAAAGCUGUAAUUAGCACCGUGGAAGGUAGCUCCUUAGACAGUGAUGGAUUCACUCUUCAUGUUGGUUUGUCUGACGCAUAUCUCCCAAGAAUGUGGGUUGAAAAACAUCCAGAAAAGGAAAGCGAGGCCUGCAUGCUUAUUUUUCAACCAAAUCUCAAUAUCACACUCCCUGACCUAACCAAGAACAAUGAAGUGAUUAUUUGUCUUGAUUGCUCCAAUUCCAUGGAGGGUGCAACAUUCUUACAAGCCAAGCAAAUUGCUUUAUAUGCACUGUCCUUGAUGGGUAAGAAGCAAAAGAUAAACAUUGUCAAGUUUGGCACAGAUUACACGGAAUUAUUUUCAUAUCCUAAGUACAUCGCAAGCAAUAAUAUGCUCACCGAAUUCAUUAUGUCUGCUACACCUACUAUGGGAAAUACAGACUUCUGGAAAACGCUCCGAUAUUUAAAUUUACUGUACCCUUCUCAAGGCUUACGGAGCAUUCUCCUGAUAUCUGAUGGGCACCUCCAGAAUGAGAGUCUGACAUUGCAGCUUGUAAAAAGAAAUGUCCAGCACACCAGGCUGUUCUCCUGUGGCAUCGGUUCUACAGCAAAUCGUCAUAUGUUAAGGACUUUGUCCCAGUACGGUGCCGGAGUGUUUGAGUAUUUUAACUCAAAAUCCAAACAUAGUUGGAAAAAACAGAUAGAAGACCAAAUGACUAGGUUACAUUCCCCAAGUUGCCACUCUGUCUCCAUCAAAUGGCAGCUACUAAGUACAGAUGCACCUGAGCCUCUGCAGGCCCCUGCCCAUGUGCAGUCCUUGUUCCACAAUGAUCGACUCCUUGUCUAUGGAUUUGUUCCUCAUUGUACACAGGCAACUUUAUGUGCAUUAAUUCAAGAGAAAGAAUUUUCUACAAUAGUAUCAACUACUGAACUUCAGAAGACAACUGGAACUAUGAUCCACAAACUGACAGCACAAGGUCUAAUCCGAGAUUAUGAAGAUGGCAUUCUCCAUGAAAAUGAAACGAAUCAUGAGAUGAAGAAGCAAAUCUUAAAAUCUCUGAUUAUUAAACUCAGUAAAGAAAACUCUCUCAUAACACAAUUUACAAGCUUCGUGGCAGUUGAGAAAAGGGAUGGUAAGGAGUCACCUUUUCUUGAUAUUCCAAAUAUUUCGGAACUUAUUGCCAAAGAAGAUAUAGAUUUUCUGCCAUACAUAGGCUGGCAGGAAGAGCAACUGGAAGACAGUGUGGCACAGCCUUUUUCAGCAUUCUUUGAAUGGAAAGAAAAACUGCCACAACCACAUUUGACGAACAGAAAGUUUAAAUUAUCUCGGCUGGAAUAUUAUGAAGAUUUGGAUGUUUUGGAAGAUUUUGGUUCCCAACUAUCAGAAAAACCUUUAAUAGUCAAUAUUGAACAUGGAGAUGUGGAAAAGCCAUUGGACACCAGAAUUUCUGAGUCAUUUAAACUACCAAUUUGUGAAGCUGCCCCUUUCCUAAAACCGGCUGGUUAUAGCAUUUCUGCUGCCCAUAGUUCAGCCUGUUUGGAAGUUCAGCCCUUUUUUGGUACUAGUUUCCUUCAUCCUCCCCACCUAUGUCAUAAAAAGGCUCAUUUUGCUUGUCCUAAGAGUCUCAAACAGUUUGGUCCAUCUAAGAAUGACCAAGACCUUCAAAUUGACUUUUUGGGUGACUUUACCCCUGAGUCACGUACCCCUUCCAGACCACCUUCCCCACGUUUUGGAUCCUCUGCUUUUUCUUCUCUUUUAGGUGCCUCAUUUAAAUCCAGAGAGGUUAAUCUACCUGAAACUUCUCAAAGCCAUAAGACCGACAAUUCUGGUAGCAUUUCCCAUGAGUUGGACUCUCUUCUGCAGCCAAAUAUUUUUUUGUCUCUUCCUAAAAGAGUUUCUUCUGCUAGUCCAUCCAGAGGGUUUGACGUUCAUUACCAUUCUGAUUCUCCUCUUUAUUUUCAAAAUUCUGUAGUUCCUUUGAGCACCAGUUACAAGCCACCAAUAGAUCUGUUUGCUAACACUGAAUUGGAGUCUUCUUCCACAGAUCUUUCUGCCAGAAUUUCAUCACCUUCAAGUUAUGAAUGUUUUUUUGCAACAGAAAAUAAUGAAACACCAGAAUUUCUGACAAGUAGUUGUUUUCAAAAAGCGGCAAAAUUUGAUAUAAGAGGAAGUAACUUUACUGCAAGCUUUCAGUCACAAAAAGAUGAACAAAGCUGGAUGAAUUUUGUGCCUUGGACUGAACUCUUCAGUCUACAAACUGAGGAUGGCUUCUGGAAGCUUACACCAGAACUAGGAUUUAUAUUAAAUCUUAAUAUAAAUAUUUUAAACAGCUUUCUUGAACAAAAAGGCAUUAGAUCUCUGGGUAUAAAAGGAAGAGAGCGUCUCCUGGACCUGAUUGCCACAUUUCUGGUGCUACAGUUUCUUCGCACCACAUUGGAACAUAAGGGAAUAGUCUUCAAAUCAUUGAUGAAGUUGGAUGAUGCUUCCAUUUCCAGAACUAUCCCCUGGGCUUUUGAAGAAAUAAAGAAAGCAAGUGAAUGGGUAAGAAGAACUGAAGGACAAUAUCCAUCUAUCUGCCAACGGCUUGAGUUGGGUCAAGACUGGGACUCUGCCACUAAACAGCUAUUGGGGCACCACUUCUCUUUACAGACUUCUUAAUUACAGUCAAGGCUGAAUCAACUGAAGUUGUUUUUUAAACAUUACUCAUGCUUCCAUGUACAAAAUAAUCAGAUAUCUAUAGAUACCUAUAAUGAAGUUUAAUUAUGAUUUUAUUCAGUAUAGCACUCACUUUAAAAUAAACAGAAACAGGGGUGCCUGGGUGGCUCAGUCAGUUAAGUGUCUGCCUUCAGCUCAGGUCAUGAUCCCAGGAUUCUGGAAUAGAGCCCCUACAUCAGGCUUCCUGCUCAGCAGGGAAUCUGCUUCUCCCUCUCCCUCUCCUGCCACCUCGUACUCUCUCUCCUCUUGCUCACUCUAUCUCAAAUAUAAAAUCUUUUUAAAAAGUAAAAAAUAAAAUAACUGAUUAAUGAACUAAGAAGUGAUAAUAAAAUUAAUAUUACAACAUUACAGAUUUUUUGUGUUUAAAAGUUUUAAGGUGAUAAGAGACACAUCUGGCUGGUCCUGGAACCUCAUUUCCUUCUCCUCUUUAAAGACUCUAGUAGAGAAUGGCCCAGCUGGAUUUAGUAAGCUGGACAGAAACAAGGUCUUGGCUGAUGUCAGUGUUCCUGGCGUGCAAGCCUGUUUCCUGGGUCCUGAGUCUCCAGACCUUUGCCCUUGUAUGCAUGCUCCCUGGUGUGGUUCCUAAACUAUAGAUCCCUUGAUACAUUUUUUGUCACUUAGAAAAGCUAGGUAUCCUAAGUAAUUCUUUCAUGGAUCUAUCUAAAACCCUAAAGUCCUCUAGAUUUCCUCCUAUGUUAUCUUGUAGAAGUUUUAUAAAUUUUGCAUUUUAUUUAUUUUUUUUAAAUUUUGCAUUUUACAUUUUGGUUUAUGAUCCAUUUUAUUUUUCAUGAAAGCUGUAAGGUCACUUUCCACCUUCCUCCACACUACCACUUCUAGAUUACCUCUCUAUCUUUAUGUAAAAAAAAACCCUGGUUUCAUUGAGAUUCAUUCUUUUGGCUGUCCUCCAAUCUGUCCUCAUUGCUGUCAUUUGCCAUGUGCCCAGUUCCUACCCUCAUUCACAUGGUUCAGGAUUUCCCUUUCUACUGCCAGUCCUGCCUUCAUCUUGAGUGACUUCCAUUAACCUGCCGUGUGACCCUCCUAAUUCCCUGGACUAGAACCACAGCUAUAAUUGAGGGUUGGCAGAAUGCCUUGUGAUGCACUCAGAGGAUGGGAAGUUUGUGAGGAAUUACUGUGAGGCCUUCUCCAUCUGACUGUCAACCUGGGAGGUAGACGUAAGACUAUUUCUCAUCACCUCCCAGUUCUGAAGCGAUGUAAAGCUCAGGAGACAGUUGGAGACUAAAAAUCCUAGCUGUAUUAAGAAUUGACUCCUCAGCAAUGAGGUGUCCCACAACACACAUCAAAAUUAUCUAGCUCCUUUGGGAUGUGGGACAAGGACCAAGGGGAGCUGGCAUCUUUGACUACUCUUUCUCUUGCUGUUUAUGUAAGUAAUAAACCAUCUAAAUCUAAAA
Canis lupus familiaris (dog) is the source of this 6500-nucleotide messenger RNA. It is a transcript of the gene PARP4, whose product is annotated as poly(ADP-ribose) polymerase family member 4. Gene Ontology annotation, molecular function: NAD+ poly-ADP-ribosyltransferase activity. NCBI's taxonomy places the organism in Eukaryota, Metazoa, Chordata, Mammalia, Carnivora, Canidae. The record is from RefSeq and is marked validated.